AUGACGUCUUGCGGAAUUCCGCUCCAAAUAUUGCAGUCCAAGAAGGAAAACAAUCGUAACGUUGAGGCUCCCCAACCCUCCCAUUCCGGGUUGGCGGCUGCUGCGAUCAAUUCCAUGUUAGUAACCGACCGUAGCCGGCUGGAGGACAACACAGCCGGCGGCUCUGGUGGAGCAAUAUCCCUCAACGCUUCACAACUGGUCAUGCCACGCAUAGCUGCCGUGACUUGGGAUGGCAUGAGCACCCUCAUAAACAACACUGCAAGUAUGAAGGGGGGUGGCUUGUAUGCAGUAUCGCAUGCUGUCCAUGUCUCCUUGCUUGGAAAAAGCGAAUGGACUGACAACACAGCCCAAGAUGGCGGUGGAGCUAUGUACAUCGAGGCCUUCAAUUUGCCUGAGGAAGCCAGCUCUGUCAGGAUUGGUGGUGCAAGCCAGCUGAGCAGGAACGGUGCCAAGAAUGGCGGUGCGAUUUACGUUAAUGGAUUUGCCGACAUACAGGUUGGCGAGGGAAGUGACAUCUCCCUCAACACCGCGAAGUACGACGGUGGAGCAGUCUUCCUGGCCCAACUCCCUUCUGAGAUCCUCGUGCAGUCCAGCAGUGUGUCCAACAACACGGCUCAUCGCGGUUCAGGGGGAGCUUUCUAUGUAGGGACGGUUGAACCAGUAUUCCUGCCACACGCCACUGACCCAAGCUGCACCCUGUACGGGGACAAUAUGAAUAUCAGCAUAUUGAACAGUUCCUUCGUCGGGAACAUUGCGGGCGUAGCAGACGGUGGAGCUUUGUAUCUUAAGCCGCAUGAGACCUGCAGUUCGGAAACCAGUGCAUUGCUGCAGAUUGACGGUUCCAUUUACACCCAAAACACCGCACUGGGUGCUGGUGGGGCAAUUGCAGUACGUGACGCCUCAAACUCUAAAGUUACGGUCAGCAUUUCGAACAGCGCCUUCAAAGGCAACACAGCGGGAACAGUUGCUGGUGAUUUUACAAGCUCGGCAAACUUCGGUGGUGCACUGAUGAUAUGGCACGAGCCGACUGACUCAGGAGGGAACUUCACAGACGCCUGUCAUCUUGCGGUUGAUAAUACAUCUUUUCAGGGGAAUAGCUGCGACGGGGGAACCGGAGGUGCUCUUAUGCUUAUUUCCUGUGCCUCACGAUUUUCCAGAUGCAACUUCACCGAUAAUCAUGCAACACACAGUGGUGGGGCGAUGGGUGCGCUACAGAUGGCACGCUCUACCGCUACUCUGGGGCUUGUGACGACCUCGGCCUUUGCAGCUGUCGCCAAUGGUGCUGGUUUCUCCCAGCAGGCACAAAGUAUGUCCGGUCAACAGCCGAGGCUCCUGCUUGAUGGUGACUUCAUCACGCAGCGGCAAAACCCAACACAACGACGGAUAGAUGCAAUUGGGAAGGAUGCUGAUUUGAGUAACAGCCGCCAAAACGGUCGCCGCAAGCUCUGGGAUGAAACGGAAUGCAGCAUCAGCAGUGAAAGUAGUACCAGGUGGAAUGUUAAGCUGGAAAAGUGCAUUUUUUCUCAGAACUCUGCUGACCGAGAGUAUGGGGGCGCCCUUUAUUUGUAUAUGACAUCGGGUAACGGCCAGAUCCGAAUUGCAAGCUGCUCCUUCGAGAAAAAUAGGGCCGUGCUUCAGCGUGCUGGAGCUGUUUUUCUUGCAGCGAGAGGCGCCAACGCUAGCGUUGAGGUGUUUGACUCUUCCUUUAACCGAAAUGCUGCCGACCUGAGCAGUGCUGGAGCUUUAUAUGCAUUGGUCGGCCAGGAUGCCUGUGCAACACUCGUGAACUUGAGCAUGAUUAGCAACCAGGCUGCCGUGUCUGCCGGGGCCAGUGUGCUAGAUGUACGAAGCAAUGGAUUUGUCCGCUUAGAGAACUCCAUUGGUGGGGAAAACCAUGCAGCUGGUGGUGAUGGAGGCGCUGUUCUACUGCAGCUUCAAAAGGAUGCGCAUGCUUUUAUUAGCAACUGCAACUUCAGUGACAACAGUGCAGCCGGGAAUGGUGGUGCUCUGCUCGUGGACGCUAACUGCAGCUCAUCGCUGUUGGUGGAAAAGAGUAUCAUGAACCACAACCACGCUGGCUUGUCAGGUGGUGCCAUUUAUGCUUUGUAUGGUUCAAAGGUUGGCCAGGUAAACUGCUCUUCAUUAGUGCUGAGCCAUAGCACCAUACAGAACAGCAGUACUUCUGGCUCUGGUGGCGGGUUCUGGGCAUAUGGCUGCAGGCGGCUCCUCUUGGAGUAUGUGAAUAUUACAGGCAACAUCGCUAGGGUUUCUGGCGGCGGUCUAACCUUUUCGGGUCCCACGGAUGACAUAGCAGCAGAGGGGCUAACUGGGAACACUGCCUUAGGUGGUGAAACGCCUCAAUACACGAGCAUGAUUGUCCAUAGAGCCCGGGUCCAUGAUAAUGCAGCUGCCCUGUCGAGUGACGCGCUAGAGGGUUGCCAAGGGAAGGAUUCCUUCCAGCCCGGAGAAAAAGGAAAGGGUGGUGGUUUCUUUAUAACUGGCAAGGUUGCCGGCGUGCUGAGCCUCGUGAACUUGGAGCAGCCGAAUUACGCAUCCCUGGGGAGCGCUAUCGCAUCCACGCAACGCUGCAAGCAAGCCAGCCUAUCAAAUGCCGCAUCCAACGGAUUGGUCGGCACCGAUGACGUCCGGGUGAGGAACUGGGAUGAGUCCUGGGCGUUGCUUGACAGCCUGGCUACUGCAAACUGCUGGCUUCUCCAGUUGGGAGAUACCUUGUUACCUUCGGUCACUUUAGAUGCAGAAGGCAUGACGCAACCAUCCCCGCAGCAGAAACACACAAUUUGGAUGGAGGAUUUCCUAGCAUCAGCUCUGCAAGUAUCGUGCAACGGGAAGUGGGAAAUCUUGGAAUCGCUGUACGAUGCGGGAGAAGAUGAAGCUGCAGGGCAUUAUGAUGACGACGUACCCCUCCUGGUCAAAACGUUUCUUGCUGACUCGAUUACACAGCGUGCUAAUGACAACCCUGACUUUAUCGCUGGUCAAGUACUAACCAUGGCGACUCCAGAUGGGAAAUUACCUGGGGCGGCUGCUGUGGCCGCGGGUCUGUCGCAGAAAUGGUUUGAUCAGCUCCUCAGCCAGCUUUCUAGUUGCAUGCGCAAUCAACAACCAACAAGCGACAAACAACAUUCAGCCAUGCGACAACAAUCAUACCUUGCGCUUCCAGCAGCAUACAUGGGUUUGCGUCUUUUGGACACGGACUUGGUGUACAGUCAGCGUCUACAGCUCCAGCCCGGGUUCGCUGUCAACCUCACUGCACAGUUGUACGACAUGUCAGGCCAGGCCGUUACUUGGGGUAGGUAG
Volvox carteri f. nagariensis is the source of this 3315-nucleotide messenger RNA. RefSeq lists its product as uncharacterized. Lineage: Eukaryota; Viridiplantae; Chlorophyta; Chlorophyceae; Chlamydomonadales; Volvocaceae. Bases 1 to 3315 code for a protein of 1104 amino acids. Gene Ontology annotation, molecular function: ubiquitin binding. The transcript has 7 exons. Gene Ontology annotation, biological process: protein deubiquitination; double-strand break repair via homologous recombination. The record is from RefSeq and is a predicted model, not a curated record.